Staurois parvus is the source of this 308-nucleotide messenger RNA. The record is from the annotation of a GenBank genome assembly. Lineage: Eukaryota; Metazoa; Chordata; Amphibia; Anura; Ranidae.
UGAUUUUGACCUGUUUUCUAUCCAAGCUGCUGACAAUGUCAUGUACUGUGUCCACAGUCUCUGACCAGCUCUUCUACUCUUUCUGCAGUCUCUGACCAGCUCCUUUGUCAUGUCUGCAGUCUCCAGCCAUCUCCUCUAGUAUGCCUGCAGUCUCUGUCCAUCUCCUGCAUCAUGUCUGCAGUCCCUGUCUAUCUCCUGUACUGUGUCCGCAGUCUCUGACCAUCUCCUGUACUGUGUCCGCAGUCUCUGGUCACCUCCUGUACUAUGUCCGCAGUCUCUGGGUCAUCUCCUGUACUAUGUCUGCAUUC